CCCGCCCCCGCCCCCGCGUCCACCCGCCUUCUUGGGAUUGUCUACCUGCCCCGAAGGAUCGCCCUGCCUGGCACUCUCGGCUGGCAGCCUCGGAUUGUCGGAGCCCAUCGUCCCUUUUGCUCGUCCUCCUUCUCUUCACUUCCUCUCGCAUUUCAAGGCCGAGCACCUUUUGUGCUUCUGCAUCUUUCGCGCACGCGCUCGAUGCCUCGCAAGCCGGCACAUUCGCAUCCCGUCGGGGGUGCGCCCUCGUGCUCAUGGAAGCUCUUUCGCAACUUGAACUCCAUGGACUCGGGCACCAAUGGCCACUGCACUCCUGAGGCUUUCCAUGUUCACGCAUUCCCGGAGCUGCCCUCCUGCCCGGUGGCCCAGGCCAUGUCGUCUCGGCACCUGGCCGAGGACUUCACCGUCGACGAGGGGGUCUCGCGGAGCUGGAACUAUGCGGCGGUCGAGGCUGCCAAUGAGGUUUCCCGACAGAUCAUCGAAGCGGCUCUGGCCUCGCGCUACCGGCAUCGCCCUGCGGUCCUCGGCGUGGACUUUGAUGUCUGGGCUUAUGAGCGGCACGAUUUGUAUGCCAUCGGCCUGAUGAUCUUCGAAAGCACGGGGCUCCUGUCGCUGCUGGGGCUUUCUCCGCGGGACAUCCUGCGCUUCAUCGCCUCCGUUGACCGCGGCUACUAUGACAACCCGUACCAUUCCUUCCUGCAUGGCUUCGAUGUCUUCCAGUCCGUGUACCACACCCUUGUGGUUCUCCGUGCGCUUCCCCCGGAGCAGCUCCCCCCGCUGGAGCUGGCGGCCAUUCUUGUGGCGGCUCUGUGCCAUGAUCUGGCCCAUCCCGGGGUGAACAACCUUUUCCAUGUGAAUGUCCAGUCGACGGUGGCCAUCCGGUACAAUGAUACCAGCGUGCUGGAGCAUCAUGCCUGCACGCGGACCUUCGAGCUGCUCCAUCGUCAUCGGCUCUUCCGGAAUCUGUCCCCGAAGGAGGUGGCCACCAUGCGCAGUGUCAUCAUCAAGAGCAUUCUCGCCACCGACAUGUCAUGUCACUUUGACCAGAUGGAGCAACUUCGCCGGCUGGCCGAGACCAAGUCCCCUCUCGAUGGCGAGGUGCACAUUUUCACCGACUCCGAGCGUCAGCUCCUGCUGAACAGUGUCCUGCACAUGGCCGACAUCAGCAACCCCUGUCGACCGUGGGAGCUCUGCCGCAAGUGGAGUGACCUUGUGGUGGAGGAGUUCUUCCUCCAGGGUGACCUGGAAAAGAGUCUCGGCCUUGCUGUGUCGCCGAACAUGGACCGGGACAAUGCCUGCCGGGCGGAUAUAGCCAUCGGCUUCAUGGACUUCCUCGUGCGACCCUUUGUGGCCAUCAUCGGGGGGCUUAUCCCGCGAUUUGCUUCGGUCAUCCUGCCGCGCUUAGAUGAAAACCGAGCUCGUUGGGCUCGACUUCAGGCACAGCACAUGAUCGCCGAUGAGGUCCCAGAGUGCUGCUUACAGGCACCCUCUCCACUGCCAUAUGUUGGCUUCGAUGAGGCAUACUCUUCGACUGAUGUGCUCGGGGAUCUCCCUCCCCCGUCACCCGACGCCGUGGCUCCUGUGGCGGCGAUCCCGCCUCCCCUGCUGAAGGAGCCAUCCUCCCCGUCACCAUCUCUCAGCGAUGCGGCGAGCACCUUUCCGCUGAUUUCCUCCUUCGACACCGCGUCGCCCUCGCUUUUGUCGCCAUCCCCCUCGCAGGGGAGCAUCUCCGCGGCUCCCGCUCCGGAAGUCCCUGCCCAGCGCCGGGGGUCCCUCAGCUCCACGUCGGCUCUCCUGUCGGCCGGUGGCGAGGUGAAGCUAAGCACCGCCCCCGGAACCAUCACCCUGCCUCCGGAGCUGGUGGCCACCGUCAACGCCGGGUAUGCCUAUCCUCUGGAUUCCGCCUUCCCGAUCCUGAUGCCUGGAUCCCGGCCCGCCUCGACGUGUCCCUUCCUCCACCGGCUGCAUCAUCCCAGUGCCAAGGUCCUUGACGGGUCCAGCGGCGGGGCCCAUGUCAUCUGCCCCUUCCGCGGCCAAUCCCUCCUGGGACCCCACCAUUUCCAUCAUCACCAUCAUCAUGGAGUUGAGGGCCAUCCCGGCCUGGCCUUCUCCCGGCUGUCGAUCAACAUUUCCCAUCCCUAUUUGAUGCUGGCAUUCGGCAACCAGUGCGACGUGGCGCCGCCUCUUCUGGAGCUGGCCUGCUCCCUGCUGGCCCUGGACCACCAUGACCACGUUUUCGUGCCGAGUGCCCUGGACAAGAUGGACAACUCGCUGGACAUCCAGGUUUCCAGGGGCUCCGCUCUUCGGACGCGUGAGAUCUGCCGGCUAAUGGAGCAGUUCUGUGCCCAGCGUCUGCCGGACCGCACGGCCAGCCGAGUGCUGCUCGGCACCUCGGCCCUGUGCCAUGCGUGCCCGCCUUGCCCACAUACCGGCCUCGUCGGGGAGGCAGACAGCGAUGAGCGCUGCUUCCGGACCCGAGUGCAAAUCGUCUGGCCAUUGCCGAUCACCGGGCGCCUGAGCACCUGCCAGACGUACGUCCAAUGCGCCGAGGCCGCCCGUGUGGAGGCUGCCCUGAAGGCCGCGGCGUCGAUGGCCGCCUCGGCUUCAGCCUCGCGCAACUACCCCGCCUCGGCGGAGACUCGCCCGGCGUUUGAGGCCCCUGCUGCCGCCACGGAUGCCUCUGCCCCGACCGGGGGUGCCGCUUGUCCUGCGUCUGAUGCUGCGGCUGAUGCCCCUGCGCCUACCGCGGCCAUUGGCGAAACGAUGCCGAUGCCGGCCGCGUCGCACUCAACACGCUUGGUUGUCGAGUCGGAUCCGGCUCCAUGCUUGCCCGGCCGGCCGGCCGGCCCUUCCUCGACCCUGUCUCUCCCUUCGUAUUUGGUCCAUUCGGAUGGCAGCGGCAGCCCGAACUCCUCGACCUUCGGGUCUUCCGGGGCACUGGCCAGCUCGGCCGGCGACUCGAGCGCCUGCUCGUGCGAUGCAGUCCCGGCUGCCGGAUCGUCGCAGCCCACGAUUCCCACCUCGCUGGACGGGACGUCUUGCAUUGUGUCCGUCCUCCCGGCCUCGGAGGUGGCUCUUUGUGUGGACUCCGAGGGACGCAUCAUCCUCGGGCACUUGUCACUGGCCCGGCAUGAUAGCCCCUUUGACAUCUGCGAGGCAGGCUUCCUGUCGGCUGCUGCGGCUCUCCUGGCCCUGGCUGUUGGCCUGCCCUCAUGCUUGUGCCCGGCAUCCGAGCACUCAACCUGCCCGAGUGCAAUGGCGGUCCAGCAAUAGAGCUUCUCCCCCUGCCCGACCGCCGAGACUCGCCCGCCGAUCGGUCUCCCUCCGCCUACUCUCCUCCCCCUCCAUUGCUGGCCUGCUUGCCUCUAUUCCCUCCCUCCCUCCCCCCCCCCUC
Molecule: messenger RNA, 3394 nt
Organism: Fonticula alba
Lineage: Eukaryota; Rotosphaerida; Fonticulaceae
Exons: 10
Coding region: 202-3273 (1023 amino acids)
Biological process (GO): signal transduction
Molecular function (GO): 3',5'-cyclic-nucleotide phosphodiesterase activity
Source: RefSeq, a predicted model, not a curated record